Molecule: messenger RNA, 1006 nt
Organism: Tachysurus vachellii
Lineage: Eukaryota; Metazoa; Chordata; Actinopteri; Siluriformes; Bagridae
Gene: rsl24d1
Product: ribosomal L24 domain containing 1
Exons: 6
Coding region: 77-562 (161 amino acids)
Biological process (GO): ribosomal large subunit biogenesis
Cellular component (GO): nucleolus
Source: RefSeq, a predicted model, not a curated record
CAAAAGCACUUCCUUUCAGUGUCCAUGUUGAAGCCGUAAACACAUGGGCGAAUAACAGAAUAAUAAUUUACUCAAAAUGCGCAUUGAAAAGUGCUACUUUUGCUCCGGACCGAUUUACCCCGGUCACGGGAUGGUGUUUAUUCGUAAUGACUGCAAGGUUUUUAAAUUUUGCAGAUCAAAAUGUCACAAGAACUUCAAGAAGAAGCGCAAUCCAAGAAAGACCAGGUGGACCAAAGCGUUCAGAAAAGCCGCUGGCAAAGAACUGACAGUGGAUAAUUCACUGGAGUUUGAAAAGCGCAGAAAUAUCCCUGUGAAAUACCAGAGGCAGUUAUGGAACAAGACGGUGGAGGCCAUGAAGAAGGUAGAGUCCAUCAAACAGAAGCGACAGGCUCGCUUUAUCAUUAACAGGCUGAAGAAGGGCAAAGAGCUGGAGAAAGCAGAAGAUAUCAACGAAGUCAAGAAAAAUAUCCAUCUCAUCAGAGCAGCACAUGCAGGACAAACCAAAAAGCUGGAGGAGAAGAUGGUGCAGAAACUGGCAGAAGACGUGGAAAUGGCUGAUUAAAUAUUCCCCGGCACGAGCUUUGGUCGAAGAGGACGCUCAAAGAAAACAUCUUUACAUUUUGUAGGCUGUAAGACUUAAAAGUGACACUCUGAAGAGAGACGAUUCCUCACCUGUACCUGUGCAUCACUGCGCUUCAGCUCCCAGAGCCCCGUGGACGAGACGUUUAUACGGGAAUCUGGACAAGCUGAAAAACGUUUGUUCUUAUUUUUGAUAGAUUUUAGUUUGCCCUUAACAUUUAUAGGUCUGCACAGUGAAUGAAAUUGAAACCGGUGUCAUGCCGAAUGCCAUCAAUUUACUGCUCCAUUAACCAUUUACUGUAGAAUUGUCUCUGAAACUCACUUUCCUGCUUCUUGUUCUAUUUAACACGGAGAAACAUCUUCCUUUGGUCAAAAGGAUGAUGACGUUUAAACAGUAUGAAGUUUGUAAUAAAAUUCCAUCCCAACA